This is a messenger RNA of Syngnathus acus (greater pipefish), 1545 nucleotides long. It is a transcript of the gene six6a, whose product is annotated as SIX homeobox 6a. Gene Ontology annotation, biological process: eye development; regulation of transcription by RNA polymerase II. The coding region runs from base 279 to 1016 and encodes 245 amino acids. NCBI's taxonomy places the organism in Eukaryota, Metazoa, Chordata, Actinopteri, Syngnathiformes, Syngnathidae. Gene Ontology annotation, molecular function: DNA-binding transcription factor activity, RNA polymerase II-specific; RNA polymerase II cis-regulatory region sequence-specific DNA binding. The record is from RefSeq and is a predicted model, not a curated record. Gene Ontology annotation, cellular component: nucleus; transcription regulator complex. The transcript has 2 exons.
UACAUCGCUGCGCCGUCAUUCCUUCUCCGGUCCUUCCGAUCCCUUCGCCCGCUAAGUUUGGCCAAAGCAAUGGUGCGUUAGGUUGCCCCCACCUUUCCGGCGACAUCGAUCCGCAUCUCCCUCGGCUCGCUUCAACUUUGGGGAUUGCCUUGUGUGUGCGUGCGUGCGUGCGUGCGGGCGCGCGUCUCGCGGAUUGCCUUGGCGCGCGUCAAGAAGCCGACGGAGACGACGUGGAGGAGAGAGAGGGGCACGGAGGGGCAGACUCGGGAGAAGCCUCCAUGUUUCAGCUGCCUAUCUUGAAUUUCAGCCCCCAGCAGGUCGCCGGGGUGUGCGAGACUCUGGAGGAGAGCGGCGACGUGGGCCGCCUCGGCCGCUUCCUGUGGUCGUUGCCCGUCGCCCCGGCGGCCUGCGAGGUGCUCAACAAGAACGAGUCGGUGCUGCGAGCCCGGGCCGUGGUCGCCUUCCACACGGGCAAUUUUCGCGAACUCUACCAUAUCCUGGAGAACAACAAGUUCACCAAAGAGUCGCACAGCAAGCUGCAGGCGCUGUGGCUGGAAGCGCACUACCAGGAGGCCGAGAAGCUGCGCGGACGCCCGCUGGGGCCGGUGGACAAAUACAGGGUGCGGAAGAAGUUCCCGCUGCCUAGAACCAUUUGGGAUGGCGAGCAGAAAACCCACUGCUUCAAGGAGAGGACCCGGCAUUUGUUACGAGAAUGGUACUUGCAGGACCCCUAUCCGAAUCCCAGUAAAAAACGGGAGCUUGCACAGGCUACCGGACUUACACCCACACAAGUAGGAAACUGGUUCAAAAACCGAAGACAAAGAGACAGAGCUGCGGCUGCCAAAAACAGGCUUCAACAGCAGGUCUUGUCCGGGGGCUCUGUUCGCUCCCUGGCCGACGAGGACGGCACCGUGGACCGUCUGGGCAACGCUUCCAGUCCGGAGGCAACCCUGUCCAGCAAAGCGGCGGCCUCGGCCAUCUCCAUCACCUCCAGCGACAGUGAAUGUGACAUCUGAGAGCUCUCCGGCUCAACUCUUGAUGAAUGGAAGCAGCGAAAAGGGGCGAUGAACGAGUGAAAGACAAUCGAAUACAACGACUCAUAGUGCCUGCGUUGCGUUACACACACAUACAUGCAAACACGCACAUACACAUGUAGACAUGGAUAUCAGACGCCUGCCAAAACCAUGCAAGGAUCUGUGAGGCCUCUAUACUUUUAUUUGCAUUUGACCCUUGGAAGACUGAUAACUCCCCCAUUGAGAAGGAUAAAAAAAAGAAAGUAUAGAGAGCGCCUAUAACCUACCGUAUUUCAUGUUGAGAAAGAACUGUGCUAUUUUUACGUUUCUUUCAAAAGUUUUAUAAAUAAUGUUUAUUUGCCUAUUUAAACGCAUCUGCUCUGUCUUUUUGGAUUUCAUCUUCAUUCGCUUGGUGUUUUUUAAUACUUUACCUUGUGCACAGGUGGACCUGUUGAGCAUGCGCGCUUUAGUGACAAUGUACUAUAAGUCAAAGGGAACAAGUAACUUAAUAAAAUAAUUGUGGAUCGAGAGA